CAAUGUAAUUGCCCACAGAAAUACAGCAAAGCAGGCAAAGCCGUUUCUGUCAAGCGUAAAGAACAUUCUAGGGCGGCGUUAGGGCGGCUGAGCCAUGAGCGGCGACCGUAAGCGAAAAUUAGAGUUAACAGAGGAAGACUCAGGACGCAAGAGGCCUGGGCCACCUGGUGACGUUCCAGCCGUCAACCCCUUCACAGGGCGCCCUUACAGCCAGCGGUAUUAUGAUAUCCUGGCAAAGCGGCACGGCCUGCCUGUUUGGCAGGCCAAAGAUGAGUUUGUCGAUAUGAUUAAUAAUCACCAAACGACGGUUCUCGUGGGCGAGACGGGCAGCGGCAAGACUACUCAGAUUCCGCAGUUCAUUGCUGAGGCUGGCUAUACCGCAAACCGCAAGAUGGUGGCAUGCACCCAGCCAAGAAGGGUGGCCGCGAUGUCCGUUGCUCGUCGUGUAGCUGAAGAAAUGGAUGUUGUCCUCGGCGAGGAGGUCGGGUACUCCAUCCGUUUCGAGGAGUGCUCCGGGCCGAAGACGUGCGUGAAGUUCCUUACCGACGGUAUGCUCUUGCGAGAGGCUAUGACGGAUCCGUUGCUGGAGCGCUACUCGGUCAUCAUCCUGGAUGAGGCACACGAGCGCACGCUGGCGACGGACGUGUUGUUCGGCCUGCUUAAAGAGAUUCUUAAGCAGCGAAAGGACCUGAAGCUAGUGGUUAUGAGUGCUACCCUCGAAGCUGAGAAGUUCCAAGGCUACUUCCUGGACGCACCCCUCAUGAAGGUGCCAGGUCGCCUACAUCCCGUGGAGAUUUUCUACACGCAGGAGCCUGAGCGCGAUUACCUGGAGGCCGCCAUCCGCACGGUGGUUCAGAUUCACGUGUGUGAGCCUCCGGGCGAUGUGCUGCUCUUCCUGACGGGUGAAGAGGAGAUCGAGGACGCGUGCAGGAAGGUUACCAAGGAGCUGACCGGAAUGGGCGAUAAGGUCGGACCCGUGAAGGUGCUGCCGCUGUACUCGACGCUGCCCCCGCAGCAGCAACAACGUAUCUUCGAGCCGGCACCGCCACCCGCGCGCGAGGGAGGUCCGGCUGGGCGCAAGAUAGUCAUCUCAACCAACAUCGCCGAGACGUCUCUAACCAUUGACGGUAUUGUUUAUGUGAUUGAUCCGGGUUUCGCCAAGCAAAAGGUCUACAACCCCCGCAUUCGCGUCGAGUCGCUGCUCGUGUCGCCUAUCUCGCGGGCUUCGGCCCACCAGCGAGCAGGUCGUGCCGGCCGAACGCAACCGGGCAAGUGCUUCCGGCUCUACACGGAGGCCUCCUUCAAGAAGGACCUACAGGAGCAGACGUACCCGGAGAUUCUGCGUUCCAACCUAGGCAGCGUUGUAUUGCAACUCAAGAAGCUGGGCAUCGACGAUCUGGUGCACUUCGACUUCAUGGACCCGCCCGCACCCGAGACUCUCAUGCGCGCACUGGAGCUCCUCAACUACCUGGGCGCCAUGGACGACGACGGCAACCUGACGCCCAUCGGCAGCAUCAUGUCGGAGUUUCCGCUCGACCCCCAGCUGGCCAAGAUGCUUGUCGCAUCGCCCGAGUUCAGGUGUUCAAAUGAAAUUUUGUCGAUCGCGGCCAUGCUUUCGUCACCAAACGUGUUCCUGCGACCGCGCGAAGCGGCCAAGGCUGCUGAUGAGGCCAAGGCGCGUUUCACCCACGUUGACGGUGACCACCUCACCAUGCUCAAUGUUUACCACGCCUGGAAGAGCCACAACGAGGACCCGAACUGGUGCUAUGAACAUUUUCUCAACUACCGCUCGUUGAAGUCUGCGGACAGCGUUCGCACCCAGUUGGUGCGUAUUUGCACACGCAUGAACCUGCGGUUGUUGAGCACUCCCUACGAGGACAAGAACUACUACCUCAACAUACGGAAGGCUGUUACCGCUGGCUACUUUAUGCAGGUGGCGCACCUGGCCCGCCAGGGCCAGUAUCUGACGGUGAAGGACAACCAGGUGGUACACCUGCAUCCUUCCACAUGCCUUGACCACAAACCCGAAUGGGUUUUGUACCAGGAGUUCGUGUUGACGACCAAGAAUUACAUCCGUACGUGCCUCGACAUUAAGGGGGAGUGGCUGGUGGACAUCGCCCCUCACUAUUUCGACCUGGAGAACUUCCCUAAGGGGGAUUGCCAGCGCGCGUUGGAUCGGUUGUAUGCCAAGAAGGAAAAAGACAAGUCCGAACGCUUUUAACGCGCCCGUUAAGUAUGCUAAAAAGGAUGGCUGAGCGGAGAGAAGGAUGCGAAAGGAGAAAUGAUGCGUGGGCUUUAAGCAUGGGGCACGUUGCUGGGCAGCGGGUAGUGGACAACCUUGGCAUCGCAUGCUGUUGUUUACAAAUUGCAUGCUCGUAGAGCAUACGUCAUGGCCAUGCGUAUUUGGUGGGGCGUGUUUGCAUGAGUAUAGAGCAGGCAGGUAAGUACUGGCAGGGAAGCGGUGUGUGAGUGACGCGGCUGGAUGGUGCCCGGCGAGGGGACUGCUCUGCUGGGUUGCGCGAGGUGGUUUAUCAUUUUCUGCAGCGCGUUUACAUGAACGCGAGUGAUGUCGGGCGAGCGCCAAGUGCUAGCGGGACCAUUGGAUAUUGCUUGUGUAUUGUUCUUUAGGUACUUGGUAACAAGGUAUGCUUUACACUUGCCUUAACACCUCUGGGUUAAGAAUCACAUCUACAGUAUUGUGGACGUUGGUCCGUAUACAUGACUGCCGCCUCGGCAGUUUCCCCAAACAAACAAUGUCCAUCUGGUGGCACUGACUUAAAGUUUUGACACGUACUUAGUCGACGUGGCAACCUUGCAUUGAACGCACUCUCUGGACGUUCAUAAAUGUACGACAUGAGCAAACAAUGGUCAUGAACAAAUGCAAGCCUGUUUUGCCGCGAUAAAUUCACUGUAAAUUCACGUACAUGUUCACAGGUACCAGCUUAACCUUGCUAUAUCACGCAGCCUGCAGUACAUUAUACAUCCUGCUGCCUUUUUCAACCUUCACAAGUCGGGUACAUGUACAACUCCCAGCCGGAAAAGCCUUAUAGCUCCACUUUCUCCUUGUGUGCGUCCGGCUUUUCGAUCAGAUGCGGGAUAUAAUCAUGGGGGAUUUUACCCACAAAUGCAGAAGCUGCCUCUGGGUGGCCCGCCUUGUGCAUCUCCCGCCAUUCUAAAUAGCGCUUGACUUCAGGGUGCGCCUUCAGUCCCUCCUUAUGCUUUUGCUUAUGAAGAAUGUGCCGAGGAUCAUGGUCCUUCAUAACCUCGUUUAUCUGUUCUUCGCUUAGUCCAGCAGUCUUAAGUCCACGCCUCCUGCUAUAGAUGGAGGCCUCUGUUUGAAGCAAAAGAGCAAGUAAAAACAGAGCAGCCAGUAAGGCACGGGGCGCUGACUUGCAUGUGGCCAUUCUACGCGUAUCUAUUGCUUGUUACCGGAACUUUCAAAUUAAUUUGUUUUAAAAGGUAGAGCGUUUUACAAGAACUG
Molecule: messenger RNA, 3481 nt
Organism: Volvox carteri f. nagariensis
Lineage: Eukaryota; Viridiplantae; Chlorophyta; Chlorophyceae; Chlamydomonadales; Volvocaceae
Gene: splh2
Product: DEAH-box nuclear pre-mRNA splicing factor
Exons: 15
Coding region: 95-2221 (708 amino acids)
Cellular component (GO): intracellular anatomical structure
Molecular function (GO): ATP hydrolysis activity; RNA helicase activity; RNA binding
Source: RefSeq, a predicted model, not a curated record